GUAACGGACAGGGGAAAGGGGACCUUGUGAGACAGAAAACAGAGAAGAACGGGACAGGGUAUCAACGAGAGGGAGUCGCCAAGAGAUUAGCGACCAUGCAGCACUGCAAUCAAAACGGAGGGGGAAGAGCAGAGUGGAAUCUGAUGAAGGCGGUCCGGAAAACGGCACUGACAGGAACGUUUAUGCCAGGGGGGACAGCGGGGCAGAGCAUGGAGGGGGGCGAGAUUAGUUUGAGAGUGAAUCAGGAGAUGGCGAGAGUGUACGUCACGUACCUGCGCGCGCACGCAGUAUUGAUCCGAUUCGAGGGUCCGCUGAGACAAUUCUCAUCGGAACUGAAGGUAGAUCUCGUCGGCCAGUGGGAGGGCACAUGGCCACGACUGGCGAGAGGACGAUUCAAGGGGAGGAUGACUGCGGAGGGGCCCGCAACGAUCCUCUAUUGGGCACCAUCAGCGAUGUUGAGAACGUGGUUGGUGGAAACUCGUAAGGAAGAGAAGGUCAACAUCAAUGGCCAAGAGCAUGUGGCUACCUUUGCACCAUGGAAAACGCCAGUGGAGCUCGAGUGGGAUAGACUGAUGGAGCGCAAGCGCCACCCACCGAGACGAAAAAGCAGACAACGAGAGGGGAAGGUGGGGAAGGGGAGAAAAGGGAAACAAGUGGUGAUGUCCUCCUCCGAACACACCCCGUCCCCGAAGAGGUGUAGAGAAGAGACGGAGAAGGAAGUGCUGCCAUUACCCACGGAGGGGGAGCUGCAGGAGAUUUUAGGGGAGAGCCGAUCGAUCUUAGGCGUACCAGGGAGACGAGGAACCAGGGAGAAGGGAUCUCGCCAGGGGGACAAAACGGGAAGAUUUGAGGGAGAGGAGUCAACCGAAUUACAGGAAAUGGAGGAAAAGAGGGGGGGGAGCGGAAUAGUGGAGGAUGCAGCGGCGAGAGCGGCGGAGCCCACUGAGACAGAUGAAAGAUCGUUGGUAUACCUGGGGGAAGACCCGGGGGGGGGGACAGAGGGGAUGGAACAGGAAGCAACGGGGGGAUCGGGAGGGGAACCGGGUGAGGAGGGAACAGCCGAGUCGAAGAAGUGGGGGAGGGGUCGAGAAGAGAUGCCAGGAGCGAGACGGGCUGCUGGGGAGAAGGGGGGUGUCGAGAAGAAUAGACCGGCGGGCACACACAAUGACACCCCAGCAGGGGUGAUGGACCAAGAGGUGCAAGGAGGGAGAUCAGCAACAGCCUCACAGAGGGAUGCAGGCUCGACGGCGGGCCAGCGACAGUCAGAUGAAAUUGACCUCUUCAUACGUAACAACAGCUCUAUCGGUUUUCCAAGUCGGCAGUUAAGACGUGCUAUUGUUUCCAAGAUGGAAGAGAGGAAGAGAGCAGAGACGGACAAGAGAAGGAGGGGGGGAGAAUUGAAGAAGAAAGGGAAGGAGGGGAAGAAAGGGGAGGAAAAGAAGAAGAUGGGGGAGGAGGGAAAGGGAGCUUCGGAUUAUCAACCACUCGAGGAUAGUGGAAUGAUGGGGAUGAAAAUGCUGCUGGAUAGUCAGAAAAAAGAGUUAAACGAAAUAAAUGCAGAGCUGGGAGAGACGGGAAAGCAAAUGGCAUUCUUGAGAAGGGAACUGGAAGAAUUAAAAAAUAGAGGCAAGGGAAAGAAAAAGAUGGACGAGGAAGGACCGGUGCAACAAAACAAUUUUCAGGAAGAAAGGAUGGAGGAGGAAUUAAAGGAGAAAGAUGAAACACAGCAGAUGGAGCAAGGACACGACAGAGGAGGGAAUUAUGCGGAGGGUGAGGAAAGACAGGAGGGGGAGGAGAGACAAGAAAGGGAGCGGGAACUCGUGGAAAGGAAGGAGGGAAAUAUGGAGGAAGAGAAAAGACAGGAGGGGAUGGCACAAAAGUCAGAGCAACUGCGAGGAUAUGUGCAGUUGCAGGGGGAAAGUCACUGUUACGAACGGAGAGACAGUGUAUUAGAGUGGAUAGAUAAAGAGCAUGUUGAUCCCUCAUCAGAAGAGGAAGAAGUGAAAGAAGAGAAUGAUGGCGAAGAGGGAGAGGAGGAAGAAGAUGAAGACGAUGUAGAAGAGGAAGAAAACGAAGAGGAAAAGGAGGAGGAGAGAGAUGAUGAUAAUGAUGAUAAUGAGAAAGAGGAAGAAGGGGAAGCAGGCGAAGGGGAAAAAAAGGAAAAAGAGGAAGCAGGCGAAGAGGAGGAGGAAGAAGAGGAAGAAGACGAAGAGGAAAAUGAGGAGGAGAGAGAUGAUGAUAAUGCUGAAAAAGAGAAAGAGGAAGAAGAUGAAGACGAUGUAGAAGAGGAAGAAGACAAAGAAGAGGAAGAUGAUGGAUAUGAAGAAGAGGGAGAAAAUGAAAAGGAUAAGGACGAAGAGAAAGAUAAGGAAGGGGGGGAUGAUGAAAACGAUAAAAGAAGGGAAAAGCAAGAGGAGGAAGAAGAGGAUGAGGAUGAAGAGGAAGCUGAGGAAAUGGACGAUAGUGAAAGUGGAGAAGUAGAAGUUGACCUUCAGCAUUUCGUACGCGGAGAAAUCAAUAUUGCCGAAGUCAUUACGUCGGUGUUGAUGCUGGUCGAGGAGUUGACCACGGGUGAAAAAGUGCAAAAUGAGGUGGAAGAUGAGAGGAGAGAAAAGACAGGCGAUGAAGGAUGGGAUUUGGCACCAACGCUUUCCCCAGGAGUAGCAAUGGACCGGCUAGAAAAGCAUAGCACGUUCACACGUCCUUGCGCGUGGAACGCAUCACCGUGCCUGGCGCAAAGAGUGCAACCGUUAGAAAGGAUAACGGAUUACCAUUACAGCAGUUUAGAGCGGAGCGUCGCUGUUAAUCAAAUAAUAAUAGGCAUAUCGGAUGGCAAUGAUGUCGGGGGCUAUAGCGUUUGUGCGAGUAUUUCAAAAAUAAUCCGGUGGGCGACAAUAGGCGAGAACAAAGUUAUCCCAUGGUGGUUACACAAUUUGUCGAAAGGUCAUGCCACGAUGGCAGACGGGAAAACGGUCGGACAGGUGGGCAAGGUGGCAUAUGAAGCGCUUGAAAAGUUAUCGUUGCAGACCGGCGCUCAAGCGAAUCUGUACUGGUGGCCAUGUUUUCGGAUCCCGUUGCGCGACAAUGAAGACGGAGGAGUCUAUGCAGACGCCGGUGCGAUAGACGACAAAGCGGCUAAAGGAAUAAUUCGAGGCGCAUUGAACCCCGAGAGGUGCUUAGAUAGGAAACCUGUCAUUGUCGUGCUGCGCUUAGUGCAAGGGGCUCCAAACGUCAUAGUUGAGGAAGCUACAAAUGCCACAGUAGAGGAGGAGAACAACCAGAACGGGUGUUUGCCUACAUGGGGAUUAAACGGGGCGGCUGAUGACGAUUGUGAGAAAAUAAGAGAAGAAGUGAUGAAGAUGAAAAAGGAGAAUGCGGAAGAUAUGAAAUUGCAUGUAGUCGUCUGCUCGGACAUUGCUGGCGGUGUGGCAACUGUUCGGUUAACUGCCAUUAGGUUCGAGGAGUUUGCAAUUCGUGUCUGCGAGAUUUGGGAACCGAUAGUGAGCAGCGUAUCAUUGAGCGAGGAGAGAGAAGAUCUCUUGGCAACAGAACACGAUACGCAGCAUGGGAGGUCGAGGAAUACGGAGAACAAUGAGAGCGUAGAAAUACGUAAUCGACAGAGGAAUAUUGAGGAAGGGAGCAACCGACAAGGAAGAGGAGAAGGGAGCGCAAGACGACGACAUACCGUCGCAGGAGGAGGGAAUGUGGCAAGAGAACCUGCCAGGGAAGGAGAAGGUGAAAGGAUGGGAGUGCCUGCUACGGAAGGAAACCGUACGCAAAGGGGAAGCCGAAGAAGAAGAGAAAACUGGGAAGGGAGGUCGAACGUCUCGCUAGAGCCUCUGCUACCCACAAACGUUCAAGCGGAGAUGCCUCCUGUUUACAAUGGUUCGUGUCCGUGUUUGCACGAACACGCUGUAACAUGGAAACCUCAUGUGUACAGCAGCUCAACAACGGCUGCAAGAUUGGCUGUCGUGUCGGCGGUGAGCAGAGGUGCAACAGUAGAGGGGAUGCUGAACAACCUUGAUCAUUUUUCGGCACAGUGGAAGGUGCUGCUGCCCGUUAAGAACGAGAUUUCUAAAGAGAGGGGUGCAGUAGAAGCUGCAGAGGAGCUGAGAAAGGAAAUGGGCGAAAAACUUGACGUUGCGGAAUUCCCACAGCAAAGGGGUGAGAGAGCAUUCGACAUUAUCAGCAGUUCGUGGUUUCAAACGUGGAGAAACUUUUGCAAGAGUUUGUCUUUGAACGUGUGUGUGAAUAAGUUUGAGCAGGAGCGAGAAUUAAGUUUCACGGAGGAUGUCAUUGAGCUUGUGAACUUACACUUAUGGAAAGGGAUGGAACGACCAUGGGAGUUUAAGAAAAAGCGGUCGAAGCGAGAAGAGGAUUCAGGUAAAACAACUCGAAAAGCGAGAGAGUUGAUGCGAGGUUCGUUGACGGGAGGAAGGAACCGCAAACGAAGACGUGCUGCAAGUAAUAAUCCGCGAAGACGACGAUCUUUUGAAGGGCUGGCCGAGGAGGAGGAGGAGGAGGAGGAGGAGGAGGAGGAGGAGAAGGAGGUCGCGAAUGAGGAAGAAGUAGGGGAGGUCGAGGAGGAAGAGGAGUCGGGGGAGGUUGCAGAGGAGGAAGAGGAGGCGGGGGAGGAAAUGGAGAAUCCGGAGGAAGAGAUUGUGGAGGAGAACAAUGAGGAUGAGAUGGUGAUCGAGGAAGAGGAGGGAGCAGAAGAGGAGGAGGAGGAGGAGGAGGGCAAAAAAGAGGAAGGAGAAGAAGAAGAGGAGGAGGAGGGAGAAGAAGCGGAGGAAGUGGAAGAGGAGGAGGAGGAGAGGAGAGAUGAAGAAAAAACGAAAGGAGAUAAAGAGGAGGAGGAAGAGGGAGGAGGACAGGGGGAAUUAGAAGUGGAGGAGGAUGGGGAAGAAGAGGAGGAGGAGGAGGAGGAGGACGAGGGGGAAGAGGAGGAGGAGGAGCCGGCCGACGAAGGAGAGGAGAUGUAUGAGUUCUGCAAUAAAAAUGAUGAAGUGGCAGGAGCGGGGGAAGACGUUGAAGGAUACGGCGGAGGAAAGAAAGUAACAGAUUUAGCAAGUAACAAUGAGGUACCGAAUGUGAGCGUGAGGAAUGUAAUUGGUAUGAGAGGGAAGGUACAUGACAGAAGAAUGAUGAAGGAUGGAGAGGACCACAAUAUGGAGGGAUUUUUGGAAGGUACACGUGGACGUGGACAGGAAAGAAAAACAGAUGUAUACAAUCGUGCGAGUGAGACCGAAGAAGGCUCGGAAUUGCAAGGAAAUAUCAAUAUUCGCAAUUUGUCAUUUCUAUUUGGCAAGUUUUGAGAAGAAGUGAGGGGGAAGAAGCAUGCGGAGGCGAGUGUAGAUAUACUGACGUGCGAGUACAGGAGGACAAGAUUGCGGGGUGUAAAAAGUUGAACAGGCGCGGUGGAGAGGUGACGAGUGGAGAAAGUGUCGGGAAAAAUGAUAUGAUUGGCAUGAAGAAGAAGGAUGUCAUACAAAACGCAGGCGCAACAUUUGUUUGAGGUGGGUGGUACUCGGCCGAGGUAAAAAAUAUAUCCAUGCGAAAGUCCACAAUAUGUAUGUUUGUUGAUGGUAAAUAGUUAUGGGAAGCGAGAACUUAUAUUUGUUUAGUUCGAGCGUUACGAUUGAAGUACUUCUUAUAAUAAAUAUGGUUAUGUAUGUUGUGAUAAGAAUGUAAACUUAAAUAAGAAAUGUAAUCAAUAUGAGAUUGAAGC
Molecule: messenger RNA, 5728 nt
Organism: Chara braunii
Lineage: Eukaryota; Viridiplantae; Streptophyta; Charophyceae; Charales; Characeae
Source: the annotation of a GenBank genome assembly